AUGUCUGAAGCGUCGAGCUCUUCGUCCCGAGAAAAACAAGGUUCCAUACCUCCUGGGAUGGUUAUGGGACCAGAUGGGAAACCUUGCAAAAUAUGUACCGCGUUUCGUCACUGGAAACCUCCCGCCAACGCUUCGAAGUCCACUGCUCAGAGCCAGAAAUCUUCGGCUACGGUUAUGGCUGCUAUAGCUGCAGAAACAGCAUCCUCGAAAACAUCGCCAUCUGCCACAGAUACAAGACCUGAUUACUGUCCGCCAGACGUCGAACAGCUCGGGCGAGCAACUUGGACAUUCCUCCACACUACUGCUGCGUAUUAUCCAGAGAAACCUACUCCCACGCAACGAGUCAAUAUGCUCACUCUCAUCCGGGCAUUGCCUGUGCUAUACCCGUGCACGCAUUGCGCGUCACAUUUGGGCGAGACUAUGAAGGAGCAUCCUCCAGACGUCAGUGGAAGGGUCGGUCUCAGCCGUUGGUUUUGCGAGAGGCAUAACGAAGUAAAUGAGCGGUUGGGGAAGGAGAAGUUUGACUGCUCGAUUCAAAAGCUGGACGAGCGGUGGAAGGACGGACCUAGCGACGGAAGCUGUGACUAA
This is a messenger RNA of Somion occarium, 588 nucleotides long. Lineage: Eukaryota; Fungi; Basidiomycota; Agaricomycetes; Polyporales; Cerrenaceae. The record is from the annotation of a GenBank genome assembly.